AUGAGGAUACAGCCCAGCCCAACAUUGGUAAACCCUAUCCCGCACUCCCAUCGCCGCCGCCCCCACUACCUCCCCGUGGCGCGCCGCCCCCACUCAAGCCGGAAGUCCCCGCCCCUAUCCCGACGCCCUACUCCCCUCUACCGAACGGUGCGAGGCGAGGCGCUCUCGGUGGCGGCGCAUCGCGCGGGAGGUGAGGCACUCUCGGCGGCGGCGCAUCGCUUUUGUUUCGCGCGACUGUGCCCUGUUCCAAAAAACAACAGAAAGCCUUUUGUUCCGCACGACUGUGCGCUGUUCCGAGAAACAACAGAAAGCCUCUGUGAUUUUCAGGUGCUAUCAACUUGGAAGAUGGCAGAUGAGGAACAAGCCCUAAGCUCUAGGAAGAGGGUUGCAGGUACCCAAAUCAACAAGGAUAAUCCUGAGCCUGAUGAUGACGGACCAGAGCAAGAGAUGGGUACAUUUAAGAAAGCUACUGAGGAAGUUAUGGCAACCCGGAGAAUUGUAAAGGUUCGGCGCCAGCAGACUUCAUCAGCUCCUUCUUCUAAUCCUUUCUCUGCAAUCAGAUUUGCCCCCACUGAUUCUGAUGCUCAAACAAGUGCCCCUGUCCCAGAGGCCCAACCUUCAGAUGUCAAAGCUGAUGAGGGAAGUAAUGGUAAUGGGAAAGAUACUUUGUCUGUGCCAGACAAGAAUGCAGGCUCUGGUGUAAAUACUGACUCCGGUGCCACAACUGAAGCACCACCGCAACCUGUUGAAACCAGUGACAAGGCAGAAGACACAAAGGAUGAAUCUGGUGGAGACAAAGUGGUAGUUGCAGAACCCAACGAAGGUAGCUGCAUGCCAUCUGAAGUUGAGGGCAAACCAAAAGAGGACGAUGCUGAAGAAACAGAAGGGGCAGAUGAAGCUGGGAAUAAUGAUAAAAUUAGCAAGGAUGAUACGGCGAAGAAAGAUGGAGGUGAAUCAGAGACCAAGGAUGGCCUGUCUGAUGAGCAAAGAGAUGCUGAUAAAAUUGGCAAGGAUGAUACUGAGAAGAAAGAUGGAGGUGAAUCAGAGCAGAAAGAUGCUGAUAACAAAGGGCAGGCAUCAUCAGCGACACCCCUUUUCUCGUUUAAGAAUCUGACAAGUGGUCAAAAUGCUUUCACAGGUCUGACCGGAACUGGAUUUUCAAGCACAUCAUUCUCGUUUGGCUCAGCCUCUAAAGAUGGCUCAAGUGCUGGUCCCCUAUUUGGGCUGAAAGCUGAUGGUUCUUCGUUCCCUUCUUUUAAUCUUGGUGCUGCUAACAACGGGAGUUCCGCCACAGCGCUUGCUACUUCAGCAGAGGCACCCAAGAAAUUUGCUAUGACCGAGGGCCCUGUUGAAACUGGUGAAGAAAAUGAGAAGGCUGUAUUUACUGCUGAUUCUGCUUUGUAUGAGUACCUAGAUGGGGGCUGGAAAGAAAGAGGAAAAGGUGAACUGAAGCUGAACGUCCCUGUAUCUGGCGGUGAGAGAGCCCGGCUCGUCAUGAGGACAAAAGGCAACUACCGGCUGGUCCUGAAUGCAAGCCUCUACAACGACAUGUCACUCAAGGACAUGGACAAGAAGGGCGUGACAUUUGCCUGCAUGAACAGCAUUGGGGAGUCACCGAGCAGCCUUGCCACAUUUGCUCUGAAGUUCAAGGACACAGGCACCAGGGAGGAAUUCAAGGAUGCGGUGGAGUCUCACAAGACAAGCAAGGAACCGGACGCGCCGCUGAAGACGCCCGAGAACUCUCCGAAGGCAGCAGAAGUCUGA
Messenger RNA from Miscanthus lutarioriparius, 1764 nucleotides. The record is from the annotation of a GenBank genome assembly. NCBI's taxonomy places the organism in Eukaryota, Viridiplantae, Streptophyta, Magnoliopsida, Poales, Poaceae.